AUGGUACGAAUUACGAUCAGUAAUUUGCAAUGUGUAUUUUUCUUCUUAUGCAUUGCUCAAGUCUGGAGCGCAUUACAUUUUCGGCGAAAAGUAAAAUCCGCGGGUGUUGCUUUCAAGAAGGGAGUACCAUUAUUCCGCAAUCAAUCAAUACAAGACGAUAAUUCAACACUUGGAUAUCAAAUUGAUAUUUUAAUGGUAGCUGAUUAUUCAAUUUAUAAAAAUUUUCUCAGAAUUGUUCGUGGCGAUGAAUAUUCUGCGCUUUCAGCCACAAAUGAUUAUUUGUAUGCAAUUUUUGAACAGGUUCGUUCAAUUUACGAUGGAAAUCGCUUGUUCGAAAAUGUGCCUGUGACCCUAAAUUUGGCAUCAACAAUGACAAUUAUCCGUGAAGAAGACUGUCCACUCUUGUCAUAUCUCAAUCAAUCCAUUUUAGAUAAUUUAGACAAUGGAACACAUUCAUUAUAUUUAAGAAUGAACGCAUUAGAUGCUGUAAAUUACGUCCAAAAAUGGGUAGCAGAAUAUUCACAAUGGAUUCCUGCGCAUAAUCAUAUCAUUUUAUUGACAAAAAAUGGCAAUGCUGGUUGCUUGCUGCGAUCAAAAAGUCGCGAGCGGCGAUUGCGAAGGACGUCUCAACGGCGUCAUCGUAAACCUGGUGAAUUACUAGUGCGACAGAAUCAGUGCAAGAUAGCAUUUGGAUCUCAUUACAGUGUUUGUCCAAGAAAAGAAUAUGCCUCAAAAGAUCCCUGUCAACGGUUAUGGUGCAAAAAUCGACGAUUGCGAAGGUCAAGUCCAUGCGAAACAAAAGUUUACCUACCUUUACUUGAUGGAACAAAGUGCGGUCCAGACAAGUGGUGUCUUGGGGGAAUUUGUGUGACAAAUGACAAGGAUAAAGAAGACUGCGCAGAUUUGAAUCCUUCAAUGUGCCGUAAACUACCGCAUGAGAAACUACAAGAAUUUUGCCAGUCAAAACAGUUUCGUCUGCUUUGUUGUGUUACGUGUUUACAAACUACACAUUACGCAAACUCACACAAAUCAUAG
Messenger RNA from Thelazia callipaeda (thelaziosis nematode), 1035 nucleotides. NCBI's taxonomy places the organism in Eukaryota, Metazoa, Nematoda, Chromadorea, Rhabditida, Thelaziidae. The record is from the annotation of a GenBank genome assembly.